CGUAACUUCAAAAAUAGAAAAACUCUAGGUCUAUACUGUUUGUGUAGAAACUGUAAAAAUGAAUGCUCCGUCAACUUUUGAAUCAUUUCUCUUGUUUGAAGGAGAAAAGAAAAUAUACAUAGAAAAAGAUUCAAAAAUUCCUAAUGCUGCCAGCUUCACAGUGAAUAAAGAAGACCACACAUUGGGCAAUCUAAUCACAACUCAGCUCCUGAAAGACCCCCAGGUUCUGUUUGCCGGAUACAAAAUCCCACAUCCAUUGGAGCACAAGUUUGUUCUUCGCAUACAGACAACCCCAGACUACACACCUCAAGAAGCCAUUACAAAUGCCAUUACUGAUCUCAUUUCUGAAAUCUCCCUCCUAGAAGAAAGAUUUAAGGACGCUGUACGAGAAAAACAAGAAGGCUCUCCUGUCUAAGCUGUUGUAUUCAAUUUGAUGUGUUACUUAUUCAUGUCCUAUGUUCCUGAUUUGUAUUAUUCACAAUGCUGCUAUGAAAAUAUUGUAAUGAAUAUGAUUAUAUUUUAUUUUGUUAUACUGUCAUGAUAAUUCUAUGAACGUUAAAAUUGUGAUUGUAUUUCACCUGAACGUAAGUUGUAAAAAUAUGUUGUGGAUAGCUGGAGAGAAAAUGUGUUGUGGAUAGCUGGAGAGAAAAUGUGUUGUGGAUAGCU
Molecule: messenger RNA, 666 nt
Organism: Biomphalaria glabrata
Lineage: Eukaryota; Metazoa; Mollusca; Gastropoda; Planorbidae
Product: DNA-directed RNA polymerase II subunit RPB11-like
Exons: 4
Coding region: 59-415 (118 amino acids)
Biological process (GO): transcription by RNA polymerase II
Cellular component (GO): RNA polymerase II, core complex
Molecular function (GO): DNA binding; protein dimerization activity
Source: RefSeq, a predicted model, not a curated record